AUGGACUCCAUUGCAAUCGUGACGCGCCUCCAACAACAAGUCGAUGACGACGCCCACGCCCUCAACGAGUUGAGUACGGUAUACCAAGCUCACUCGCAACAAGUGGAGGAAGCCGAUGAUACGCCCACGCCAGUGAUCGACAGCUUCUUCAGUCAAGGAGACAACGCAGCCCUCACGACCAUGUCGAACUUUACUCCGGCCGAGAUCGAAACGAUUUGGGCCUUAGUUGAACCCGCCAUGGUGACCAGCUGGACGAUGGGACGAGGCCUCAAGUCAAAAACCUCACCAAAGGAUGCAUUUUUCAUGCUCCUGUAUGUGCUUAAGCACUGCAACGCUUGGGACAAACACGCCCUCGACUUUAACAUGAAGGCUCCAACUUUCGAAAAGAUGAUCCAGAGUGUAACUGUCAUCGUCGAACCAAUUCUCUACGAGCACUAUGUUAUGCCUGUCAACAUGACCCGUCAAGUCCAACAAGGAAAGGUUUUUGCCAACUUUCCGUCAGCACUGUAUUGUACGGAUAUCAUGUUUCAGCCCUCGUAUCGACCUACUGGACGUUUCGACGAAGCCAUACACUACUUCUCGGGAAAGCACAAGCUCUACAGUCUGAAGCUCGAGUACUCCGUUGCUUACGCCGAGGUUGCAGUCGAUAUGUCAGACCACACAACAGGAUCAGUUUCUGAUUUGACCAUUUUCAAGAAAAGUCGGAAUAUCCACCAAGAAGUGCUUCGGAAGUCUGCGCCCAAACAGGACACGGUGGACCAUGACGAAGGUUUCGACGAGUACCCAGACUCGUGGAUGAGGUUCGAGCAAUUCACCCAACUCGAAGACCCCAAGGUGGACUCCACUCAGCCCGAGAGAUGGAACGGAAUGGGCUUGUGUCUUCCGACCGGGUUCUCGUCGAGAUUUUGGUCGGAUCUGCAGCCUUUGGAAAAUUAUGCGCAGACGUACAAGUGGAACGAAAACCGUUUGACGUUGUCUCAAGAUUAUGCUGUGCUCUCACCAGUGCCCAUGUGUCGUGGAUGCCGCUACGUCGUACUGACGGAAUUUACUAUCAUGGUGUUUUGUCUCGCUACAGCAGCAUGUCAAAUGAGGCGGCAAAAAGGCGCAGUCGAGCGCAGGCUCAGUAUCGUGCCCGUCGUGCAAGGCGACUGA
Messenger RNA from Aphanomyces invadans, 1152 nucleotides. RefSeq lists its product as hypothetical. The coding region runs from base 1 to 1152 and encodes 383 amino acids. The record is from RefSeq and is a predicted model, not a curated record. Lineage: Eukaryota; Oomycota; Saprolegniomycetes; Saprolegniales; Verrucalvaceae. The transcript has 2 exons.